UCGAUAUAUCUCGAUAUAUCUCAAUGCGCAGGGUUUUCAGGGCCCCCAGAGUCCCUAGAAUGUACACAAAAGGAGACAUCAUGUUGGCACACGACGGACCCCCAUUCUGUCGGAGCAUAAGGCCCACCUGAUGCUCUAUCGAUAAGGCAAUCAAUGGUGGAGUCAGAGUUUUUUGCGGGAUGCAGCAGCAAUCCACCCUAACAAGGGGCUAAGGCACCGGACUCGCGUAUCAAAAGCCCUCGUUUUUCUUUUUGAGGACACACAUGUGGGCCGACCGAUCACUAGGCAGGCGAUUAUACGUCUCCUCCUCGAUUUCCCCGCCUUUCACCGUCUUUCGCAAAAUUUCUCUGGGUUUUCCACUGAUUUUUCGAUAUAAUUUGGCAUACUGGCAAAGGAAGGACCUCAGAGGCCACUACGACUCGAAAUCAGAAUGAGGGGGGGCACAACCCUUGCAAUAAUCGGCUGUGGCCAGAUCGGUACCGCGAUUCUGGAGGUAUUGCUGGCCUCUCUCUCUCAGCCAUGUCCGAACCAUCAGCACCAAACGCUCCCGAACCUGUCGAUGAAAGUUAAACCCACACGGUUCAUCGCAUGUGUCAAUACCCAAGAAUCCGUUUCGAGACUGCGCAAGCAAUUCGGCCAUUUCGCGCGAAGUUCCUUCCCCAAUGUCCAAAUCUCGCAGGGCCGAGUCGCUGAGGCCGUGCAGCAGGCUGACUUCGUCUUACUCGCGUGCAAAACCAGUCAAGCAGUGGAGAUCCUGGGCGAUACUUCGCUCGCCGAAUCGCUCGCUGGGAAAUUGCUUCUCAGCACCUGCGCCGAUCUGACCGCCCGGCAGAUCGAGCAGCUCAUCUACCACGAUGCGACGAUCGAGAGCACAGAGACGAAGAGAUGUUAUAUCGUGCAAGCAAGGGCCAACUCAUCAUUCAGUGUGCGGCAGUCGGCGACUUUGAUUAGUACUACUGUGGCCAUGGCAGAUACAAUACCGAGGGAUUUUGAGGACUUGACGACGUGGAUAUUUUCUAGCAUUGGCACGGUCACCUUUGUGCCUGAGUCUGUCAUGAAUGAAGCCUCGAUAACGAGCAGCCUGGCGCCGGCAUUAUUUACUGUUGCAUUGGAAGGGAUUGCAAAGGAGGCUAUGGCUAGGGGGCUGAGGGAACCCGAUGCAUUACAUCUUGCCGCGCAGGCAAUGAAAGGAACCGCGGAGUUGGUAUUGUCGAAGAAGGACGAGAAUAAGGGGUUAUUUGCCAUUGAUGAGGUUAGAGAUAAAGCGCUGGCUACGUCGGAAGGCAGUGGUGACAGGGGACUUGCUGUGUUGAGGCAGGCCAUGGUGAAGGACACAUUCGCAGAGGCGAUGCGACAAGGCAUGGAGAAAAGAGAUCCCAAUAAUGCAUAUUUAUAUUCGAAUUGGUAGAUAUCCUGUAUUCUCUUGAUACAUACAUGGUUCUUGUAUACGUAUAUAGCUAGGAUACGACGACGUGAUGAAUUAUGAUAAUAUGAAACGGGGACAUUGAACGGG
This is a messenger RNA of Talaromyces proteolyticus, 1513 nucleotides long. RefSeq names its product putative pyrroline-5-carboxylate reductase. NCBI's taxonomy places the organism in Eukaryota, Fungi, Ascomycota, Eurotiomycetes, Eurotiales, Trichocomaceae. The coding region runs from base 431 to 1408 and encodes 325 amino acids. Gene Ontology annotation, molecular function: pyrroline-5-carboxylate reductase activity. Gene Ontology annotation, biological process: L-proline biosynthetic process. The record is from RefSeq and is a predicted model, not a curated record. The transcript has a single exon.